AUGGCAGGUUGGAAUCACACAGGUGUGAAGGAAUUCCUUUUCGUGGGAUUAACAGAAAAUCUUCAUUUGCAGAUCCCUCUCUUUUUCAUCUUUGCUUUCAUUUAUUUCAUCACUCUGCUAGGCAACGGGGGGAUGAUUGUUUUAAUUAGGUUACAUACCCGACUCCACACGCCAAUGUACUUCUUCCUUAGCAACCUCUCUUUCUGUGAUAUCUGCUACUCUACCGCCAUUGCUCCUAAGAUGCUGGUAAAUUUCUUAUCAGAACAUAAAUCCAGCACAUUUUCUGGUUGUGUGCUGCAGAGUUUCUUUUUCGCAGUGUAUGUAACCACAGAAGUCAUCCUCCUGUCUAUGAUGGCUUAUGACCGCUUUGUGGCAAUAGCUAAUCCCCUAUUGUAUACAAUCAUCAUGACUCAAAGGCUGUGCAUUAACAUGGUCCUUAUCUCUUACUUAGGUGGACUCAUUAAUUCCUUGACUCACACAAUUGGUUUGCUCAAACUAGACUUCUGUGGUCCUAACAUUGUGAACCAUUAUUUCUGUGACAUUCCCCCGCUUUUAAAACUUUCUUGCUCUGAUGCCCACACCAAUGAGAUGCUGCUUUUGAUCUUCUCUGGCUUCAUUGUAAUGUUGACUUUUAUUAUAAUUAUUGUCUCCUAUGUCUGCAUCAUCAUUGCUAUCCAGAGAAUCCGCUCAACUGAGGGAAGGCGCAAAGCCUUCUCCACUUGUGUCUCUCAUCUGACUGCUGUCAUCUUAUUCUAUGGGUCUCUGACCUUUAGUUAUAUCCAACCCAGCUCCCAAUAUUCCCUGGAACAGGAGAAGGUUUCAUCUGUGUUUUAUACAUUGGUGAUCCCCAUGCUGAACCCACUGAUUUAUAGUCUUAGGAAUAAAGAUGUAAAAGAUGCUGCUAAAAGGGUAAUGCAAAUUAAAACAACUAUGAAAUACCAUCUAAGACCCUCAAAUAUAGCCCAAUGCAAAAAACUCAGAAAGUAA
Echinops telfairi (small Madagascar hedgehog) is the source of this 987-nucleotide messenger RNA. RefSeq names its product olfactory receptor 1052-like. The transcript has 2 exons. The coding region runs from base 1 to 987 and encodes 328 amino acids. Gene Ontology annotation, cellular component: membrane. Gene Ontology annotation, biological process: G protein-coupled receptor signaling pathway; sensory perception of smell. Gene Ontology annotation, molecular function: olfactory receptor activity; odorant binding; G protein-coupled receptor activity. The record is from RefSeq and is a predicted model, not a curated record. NCBI's taxonomy places the organism in Eukaryota, Metazoa, Chordata, Mammalia, Afrosoricida, Tenrecidae.